CCAUCACCCAUUGUGUGUGCUCCAACUUACACACACACAGCGAGAGAGAGAGAGAGAGUGGACAAAGACGUCAAUGGCGUCACCAGUGUUACCAUGGAAGACGAAGAUCGUCCUCAAAAUCCUCUCCGUAGUCACAGAUACCGUCUGUCGCCCUAACGGCACCGUCUACCGCCGUUUGCUCAACUUCUUAGAAAUCAAAGCUGCUGCCAACGGCAAACCUGUAAGGGGUGUCAAAACCUCCGACGUCACAGUCGACGCAACCCGGAAACUCUGGUUUCGUCUUUUCACCCCAACCGAAAUCCCUAAAGGUGGUGAAGUCAUUCCUCUCCCCGUCAUCAUCUUCUUCCACGGCGGAGGAUUCUCUCUCCUCACCGCCGAUUCCCAAGGCUACGACAAAGUCUGCCGUCAAUUCGCCGUUAAAUUCCCAGCCGUCAUUGUCUCCGUCAAUUACCGUCUCACACCAGAGCACCGCUUUCCGUCACAGUACGAAGACGGAUUCGACACUCUUAAAUUCCUCAACGAAACCGAAUUCGACACAUUUGGUUUUCCGGCGAACGCCGAUCCAUCCAAGUGCUUCCUCGCCGGCGACAGUGCCGGAGCCAACCUUGCUCACCAUGUCGCCAUCAGAGCUGGGGAAGCUGAUUUCAAGAGAGUGAAAGUGAUUGGUCAGAUAUCGAUACAGCCGUUCUUUGGCGGCGAAGAUAGGACUGAGUCGGAGAUUCGUUUGUCGACGGCGCCGCUGGUGUCGUUAUCGAGGACGGAUUGGAUGUGGAAGAUCUUCUUGCCUGAAGGGGAGAACAGAGACCAUGAAGCAGUGAAUGUGAGUGGGCCGAGGGCAAUUGAUAUAAGUAAAGUGAAUUAUCCGGCGACAAUGGUGGUAGUCGGAGGGUUUGAUCCGUUGCAGGAUAGGCAGCGGGAGUUCUACCGGUGGCUCAAGAGAAGUGGGAAAGAAGUGAAGCUGGUGGAGUAUCCAAACGGAAUUCAUGCUUUUUAUAUAUUUCCAGAAUUGCCCGAAUCUUCUCAGUUUAUGACGGUGGCCAGGGAUUUUAUCCAUGAACAAUGUGACAAGGCAUAACCAGAUAAUUAUGUUAAUUGCCUUUCUUAUGUCCCUAGCCAUCUUCUAGGAUUAAAUAAGAUAAAGGGGUUAUUAUGUAAUCUGAUUAUAUUAUAAAUAAUGAAAAUUUUAAUCUAAUUCAUUAACACAAU
Molecule: messenger RNA, 1206 nt
Organism: Macadamia integrifolia
Lineage: Eukaryota; Viridiplantae; Streptophyta; Magnoliopsida; Proteales; Proteaceae
Product: probable carboxylesterase 18
Exons: 1
Coding region: 74-1075 (333 amino acids)
Molecular function (GO): hydrolase activity
Source: RefSeq, a predicted model, not a curated record